ACCGGUCUGACGGCCGGCAUCUCAGGACACUUGUCCCGAGAACGUCUGUCACCUGUCGUGUCCGAUUCCGACGUCUUUUGUUCUCUAAUCACCGCUGGCGGAGAAAUUGACUAUAAAAUCCGGUCCCGACAAACGCUCCAGUCAUACCUCUGUUGGUUUCCACUGACAGCACAUCGACUGACAUUCAGCAGAUCUCAACACGAACGUGACGAUAUGGAGAGAACAGACAGCCUUCCCCGCAGCGCUUCCUACUCCGGGUCCCGAGCCGAGUGGAUCGCCAAACGGGCCGACGACUUCGACGCCAAGGCACGGUCGUUCCUGUGCGGACGGUGCGGCCAGCAGGCGGCCUGGGUCUGCCUGGACCCCGUCUGUGUGACCUACAACAGUGACAGAGUCUUGUGCCUGUGCGACAACUGCGACAAGAUGUUCCACCCGGCCACCAGCCCCGUCAUGCACAACCACCGCCGUCUGGGAGUCGCCCUGUACGUCUCCAUGCUGAUGCUGCACCGCUACCAGAAGGUCAUCGGCGCCAUGAUGACGAGGUCUCCGCACCACAGCCGUCCGUCCACGCCCGUCUCCACCGACGAGAGUGCAGUCACUUCAUCGCAGUCACCGCCAGUCUCCCGCCAGGUCGGACCAGUGCCGUCACCCGCCAGACCUUCGUCCUCCUCCCCGGCGCCGUCCCCCCGCCCGGCCAGCCCCGACAGUACGGUCAACACCAGGAAGAGACAGCGGUCUGGAGACGACUCGUCUGAAGCCAGCGCCAAGGUCAGCCGAACCGACACCGAUCGGUCUGGACACUUCUCUCUUGCCGCCGACCUGAGACCCAUCCACGACUCGUACGGCCGCAUCCUAGACCGCCUGAGGCAGGACCGCUCGCUGUCCGUCUCCGAGGGCUGCAGACACGAACCUUUCGGCAAGCUGACCCUGAGGAACUACGCCGCCAUCGCUGAGCUGAGGAUCGUGGACUCAGACUUGUACACCUCCGUGCUGAACUGCUACAUCCGGCGGGGCGACGGGACCGGCACGCUGUCGGGGUUCGAGCGGGAGUGUCGGCAGGUGCUGUCCGGGUUCGUCCGACAGGUGACCGUCAUGCGGGAGCGGAGAGAACUCUUGCCACGUUUCGACUCCUGCUAGGACUUUUGUAACCUGUACUGUAUAUAAUGGAAUUUUUACUGCUUUAUUGCAUUGAUAUUAGUGUUACAUUCGAUUGCUGUUUUUUGCUGGCAACCUUCCAAUUCUGCUAAGAGACGGUGACGGACAUUUUGACUUGUUCAAUUGAGAAGAAAAUUUUUUGAGACUCAGGUCAACAUACUUGGAACAUACCUUCCUUACAUGAAUUCCUGUUGUACAACAAAAGACGGAUACAUUUCUUGUCUAUUCACUAUCACUGCUAUGUUUUGUGUUGUCAGAAUAAAACAAUCGACAGUUGAAAU
Molecule: messenger RNA, 1436 nt
Organism: Branchiostoma belcheri (Belcher's lancelet)
Lineage: Eukaryota; Metazoa; Chordata; Leptocardii; Amphioxiformes; Branchiostomatidae
Exons: 1
Coding region: 214-1137 (307 amino acids)
Source: RefSeq, a predicted model, not a curated record